Toxorhynchites rutilus septentrionalis is the source of this 777-nucleotide messenger RNA. RefSeq names its product 39S ribosomal protein L32, mitochondrial (gene mRpL32). Bases 95 to 718 code for a protein of 207 amino acids. Gene Ontology annotation, biological process: translation. Gene Ontology annotation, molecular function: structural constituent of ribosome. Gene Ontology annotation, cellular component: mitochondrial large ribosomal subunit. The transcript has 2 exons. NCBI's taxonomy places the organism in Eukaryota, Metazoa, Arthropoda, Insecta, Diptera, Culicidae. The record is from RefSeq and is a predicted model, not a curated record.
GUUUGCUCCAGUAGAAAUUCAACGGUGGCGGACUGUCUAUGUUCGUGAUCUGCUCAUACCGAUUUAGUAACAUUUAGCAUUUAUAAUAGCCGAAAUGAUUUCCACUUGGAUACUUCGUCUCCGUCAAACAAUUCAACAUGCAGAUCAACUAUUGCCUAGGUUGCUAGGUUUUCCCGGGAGCCAUUUCCCACCGCCGGGAGUGUUGGCUGUCGUUGGAGUGGAGGGAAGCAAUCUUCCAGCUUCCAAUACACCCAAGAAUCCGUUCAGUUUGAGAGAUUUGAUCGGCGAUGGUAUUUUAUGGGCCGUUCCGAAACAUCGGCGCACAAUCGAGAAACGGCUGAAGCGCAAAUAUGGCACUCCCGAAUACAAAUCGAAAAUAUUCCUCCCGAAGACGCACCUGCGGGUUUGCAGUUCUUGUGGAAGUGAUUAUGAAGUUGGAGUUCUGUGUCCAACAUGCUAUAAGAAAGUACGCGACGAAACGGAACAAAUUCAGGACAAAAUACAGGCCAAACUGGGACUGAAUCCGGUCGAUAAAGAAGUAGUUGUGCUAUAUGACCGCGAGAAGGACGAACAUUCGGAAGAGUUUUGGCAAGGGAAACGUAUCGUUGAGAUGGAGAAGAGUCGACCGGUUUGGUUCAGCAAAAAUUUGCUCCAGCGAAGCACCCAGCAACCCGCCGAGACGGCUGAAUUGAAACCGGAAUCGGAGAAAUUAGGUUAGGUGUGAUGGGAAGGUGAAAUAAAGGUAGAAAUAAAAGAAUAAACAGGCUAUACAUUUUA